GCGCGCCCACUACGUGAAACGAAGGGCACGAGCAAAAGCAGGACACGGAAGGGGAUGGGGCGGCGCAGAGUCAAAUAAACUCAGGAUCUUGACGUUCUGGUUAUUUCCAGCCCUACCGAGUUCGUUUAUAACGGACGGUUCGAUGAAUGCUCGAAUCCAUUAAAGCGGUUAAUUCACAAAGAGAAGACCGUGGAGGCUGGGCAGAUCUUCAACUGCUAUGAGGAUUCUCAGAUUCUUCAUGGGGUAUAGUUGCAGAAUGCUAUGAACGCUGCCUGCUGUGUGACGUUGGCUUUGUUUGAAGAAGUUGCAUGAAACUGGACUGCUGUAAGACUGCCACAUAUCACCACAUGGACAGGCUAAACCCUUGGUUGUGUUGUUGAACUGUCCUAAGCUUAAAAGUAACUCCCACUCUGGGUCAGACAUGUCUGUGAUAGUUGGAGCGGGGCAGUUCAUAGCCCAGAGGGUCACCAGAAGGAUCACCUACUACUACACCAGCCGGACACCAGGGGGUGAUACCCCCUCUCCUCCUACCAUCUCCCCCACCUCCUCCCAUCUAGACGCUCCUUUUCCCUCACCCUCGUACUCCCUCUCCACCCCCUUGCUCCCAGACUUGCCCUCUCACCACGACGUUUCCUCAAUUCCCACCCAUUCUGCUUUGGAUGUACCAUCCCUCUCUCCAUCCUCGCCCUCCUACUCCCCCCGUCCCCUCCUCCUGCUUUUCCCGUGGCUUGGCGCCCGACCAGGGGCCAUGGUGAAGUACCGGGACCUCUACCUGGAACGCGGCCUGGACAUCCUAUCUGUGGAGAGCACCGUGUGGCACUUCCUGUGGCCCCGCUGGGGGCUGGAGUAUGGGGCCGAGGUCCUGGAGCUCCUUGACGACCCGCGUUUCAAAGGGCGCCCCCUUCUGGUCCACACCUUCUCCAUCGGCGGGUACACCUUCACCCAGCUGCUCAGCCAGAUGGUCAGGGAGCCACACAAGUACCCGGGCCUGGCCCAACGGGUUGUAGGACAUGUCUAUGACAGCCUGGUGGUCGGGUCGCUGGAGCAUAUGGCUACAGGCCUGGGCAAGACCCUGUUCCCUCGUAUGGAGCCCCUGGUGCGAUACACCGCUCUGCUCUACUUCUGGCUCUUCAAGUCCCAGACGGUGCACUACUACGACAACUCAGUCCAGGUCUUCUACAACAGCCCCGUCACCGCCCCGGCGCUCUUCUUCUUCUGCGAGAACGACGCGCUGUGUGACCCCGUCGCCAUGGAGGCGGUCCUCGACUUCUGGAGGAAGCGGGGCGUUGCUGUGGAAAACAGGAAGUGGAAGGAGUCUGUGCACGCUGCUCAUCUGCGCUGUCACCCAGAGGAUUAUCUCUCCACACUGGAGAAUUUUUUUCACUCGCUCAACAUCGCCCCCCUCAGGGCUAAGAUGUAAAUGGCUCGUGCUAAUCACAGUGGGGGGUUGAUCAUUCAAUAAAGCCUGCAUACUCAUGCGUCAACACAAUUAUAACAUAGUAUAACAUAGUGUAGUCAUGUAGCAUGUAAACUUUUAUCCAUAGAGACUUGGUUGACACAUACCCAGCAUAUGGGUCACGAGGGAAUCAAACCCACAACACACUAGUUUUACUUCCCUGUUGCUAUAAUAACAACAUAUCCAAACCUAACUACUAGCAUGUGUUUUGACUGUGCUACGUGUUAUCUAUUUGUACAGAUAUAGGGUCUUAAUUUGACCAGCAUUGUCGUAGCAAAAUAAUUAAUGUUUAGUUCAUAAUGCUUCUUGAUCAGUGUUCAGGCUAUUAAAAGUUGGCAACAUGAAAAGUGCAGUACUGUUAAUAUAAGUGUGUUAGUGUGGGUUUUCAGUGAAUUUUCUGUGAAUGUAUGUAAAUCACGAAGCUCAUCUUAAUUUCCUGCGGUGCAGGAAAAUUCGCAGCAUCAAGAGAAAAUUAAGUUAAUAUAUCUGUAUGAGAGCUUACACAAUAUUGUCCAUGACAGUCCAUAUGCACCAGAUAACAGCAAGGUCACUAUCUUUAAGGUGAAACACGACAGACACAACUCACUAUAUGUUGAUUUGCAAUAAUGAAUUAUUUAGUACACUGCUCAAAAAAAUAAAGGGAACACUUAAACAACACAA
Messenger RNA from Salmo salar (Atlantic salmon), 2116 nucleotides. RefSeq lists its product as uncharacterized. The record is from RefSeq and is a predicted model, not a curated record. Gene Ontology annotation, molecular function: serine hydrolase activity. NCBI's taxonomy places the organism in Eukaryota, Metazoa, Chordata, Actinopteri, Salmoniformes, Salmonidae.